AUGGCACUCCGCAUCAGCACCCACAAUGGCCCAAGUGUAAAGUCCUUCCAGCAGAGAGGAAUCCCUCUUUUGCACUGCCUAAGGGGCCUCACUAGCGUGAACAAGCAAUUCGUAGGGAAGACACAUGUGAACCAUUUUAUGAGUCAAGAGAGGAGUGCCCUGUCAACUUCUUCAAACGUAAAACUAGAUGGACGCAAUUCUGAGGAUUACCAGAGUGAUGAAGAAAGCGACAAAUUAGAUUUGAAUGACAAUGAUGAGGACGAAUCUGAUGAAGGGGAAAACACCCAGGUGGAAAUGAGCGCUGCGGUUGCCAUAACCCAGGAGGAGAUCAUCACCGAAUGCGAAGUUGGCGGAAACGUAGGGUGUACCCACUCCGGUGAAAAUAUCCCCGCCCGUGAACAGAGAUAUGGAAGCGAAUCGGAUAAUAAAAGCGCCCACUUGAGGAAAAGGCACAAGUACGACCCUGACACAGUAGUGAUAUAUAACGACGUAAUCGAUUUGCCCCCGGAUAUAUGCACGCCACCCCUAAGCGAAGAAGAAAUAGAGCAAGUCAACUCGGGGGCUGGUGGCUCCCCCUUGGAGAAGUACUCAUGUGCCGUCGUUUAUACUAAGAAGACGCGCUCAUAG
Plasmodium inui San Antonio 1 is the source of this 627-nucleotide messenger RNA. RefSeq lists its product as hypothetical. The transcript is spliced from 3 exons. The record is from RefSeq and is a predicted model, not a curated record. Lineage: Eukaryota; Apicomplexa; Aconoidasida; Haemosporida; Plasmodiidae. Bases 1 to 627 code for a protein of 208 amino acids.